Molecule: messenger RNA, 5597 nt
Organism: Ooceraea biroi (clonal raider ant)
Lineage: Eukaryota; Metazoa; Arthropoda; Insecta; Hymenoptera; Formicidae
Gene: Dgk
Product: diacyl glycerol kinase 1
Biological process (GO): phospholipase C-activating G protein-coupled receptor signaling pathway
Cellular component (GO): plasma membrane
Molecular function (GO): calcium ion binding; ATP-dependent diacylglycerol kinase activity
Source: RefSeq, a predicted model, not a curated record
UCGAUCGACAUUCGCAUUUCUUUUCCCUUCGCGCGUUCCCCCGCUCGACCGAGGGCGCCGGCCGAGGACGAUGCCGACAAUGUGAGAGCGGCGCACCUGGAGCGUCCGAUCCGCGGUGCGAUGGCGCAGAAAUGGUGACGAAUUUCAGUAUCGAACAUCUGGCCGCUCGUCCUCAGGGACACAUAGACCAGAAGUAAGGAUGGCCUUUCAUUGGGAUAAGCUCUCGCCAGCAGAAUUCCAACAGCUCCAAGAUUUGGCAGCUUAUUCCACGCGGAAACUGCAGGAUGUUCUGACUGAGUUUUGCGGAAGCAACACAACGCCGAGCGGCGUGCCGAAAUAUCAUCCGGAUGGGGACAUCGAUUACGAGGGUUUCCGCAAAUUCCUAAAUUCGUAUCUGGAGAUCGAUACACCCGAUGAACUGUGUCGACAUCUUUUCCUUUCGUUCGUCAAGAAGGACUCGCGCGGGGUGGACGGCAAGGCUUUCAAGGAGAUGGCCGUGCUCUCCUCGACAACCGCCUGCGCUGCAAUUACGUCGCACACGACUUCCAGCAGUAACGUUAAUAGCACCGGCGUACCCGGCGGCACCUCUGCGGACAGCCACGGCGGAUCCUCGCUAGCUGACAAAAUUCACGGUAUCACGGAAAAAUUGCAAGCGCUGGGUCAUCACAGAACCGAGAGCGAGAUCUCCAAAACGCGAACAGGAAGCGUGCACCCGAUGUUAACGAUCACCCAUACGUCGUACAGCUGUCACGAUGUGCUAGAGAAGAAGAGCGCGGACAGCAGCCCAAGUCACAGCCAAAUGUCGCGAAAUUCGUCCAGGAAGUCGAACAAUUCCCUCCUCGUCAACAACGGGAAAUUGGAAGAGAUGAGGCACCUAGUCAGGAAGCAGAGCACAAUAGAUGUCCAGUCCGUUAAAGUCAGCCUCAAAGAUAUCGUUUGUUAUCUCUCCCUUCUGGAAGCCGGCAGACCGGAGGAUAAACUGGAAUUUAUGUUUCGGCUGUACGAUACUGACGGGAACGGCGUCCUUGAUACAAACGAAAUGGACUGCAUUGUAAAUCAGAUGAUGAAUGUCGCGGAGUAUCUCGGCUGGGACGUCUCAGAACUGAAACCGAUCCUGCAGGAUAUGAUGAUAGAGAUUGACUAUGACGCAGAUGGUACGGUAUCGCUGGAAGAAUGGAAGAGAGGCGGCCUUACGACAAUCCCUCUGUUGGUUCUUCUGGGUCUAGACUCCAAUGUGAAAGAAGAUGGGAACCAUCUGUGGAGGCUGAAGCAUUUCAGCAAACCCGCGUACUGUAAUCUCUGUUUAAAUAUGCUGGUUGGUCUCGGCAAGAAAGGUCUCUGUUGUGUCUUUUGCAAAUACACGGUGCACGAGAGAUGUGUGCAAAGAGCGCCAGCUUCCUGUAUAGCCACUUAUGUAAAGAGUAAAAAAACGUCCCAGACAAUGGCUCAUCAUUGGGUCGAAGGUAAUUGUCACGGAAAAUGUUCCAAGUGCAGAAAGACGAUCAAGAGUUACAACGGCAUCACCGGCUUGCAUUGCAGAUGGUGCCAAAUAACAUACUUUCUUGGAUUGUUGCAGUUGCAUAAUAGAUGCGCGUCGCAAGUACGAACGGAAUGUACGUUCGGUGAACACGCGACACACAUCCUUCCACCUACGGCGAUUUGCCCCGUUGUGCUGGACAGACAAAGAUCAUUGUCGAGAGACAGCAAACGAGGUAGCAAGCACGGUCAAGAUAUCUCAUCGUCCAGUUCCGGUGGUUUCCUGAGCUCUGGCACUUCGUCGAAUCAGCAACCAGCCAUGUCCUUUCAAAUUACGCCACCGGAAGGCACGACGCCGCUCUUGGUAUUCAUAAAUCCAAAAUCGGGAGGCCGACAAGGGGAGCGAAUGUUACGGAAAUUUCAAUACAUUCUGAACCCUCGUCAGGUACAUAAUCUAGCGAUCGGCGGACCCAUGCAGGGCUUGCAAAUGUUCAAGGACGUGGAGAAUUUUAAAGUGAUUUGUUGCGGCGGCGAUGGAACAGUCGGCUGGGUUUUAGAGACUAUGGAUCGUGUGCACUUUGAAAAACAUCCUGCCGUUGGCGUUAUACCUCUCGGUACGGGCAAUGAUCUUGCCAGGUGCUUACGGUGGGGUGGUGGUUACGAAGGAGAAGCAGUACACAAAGUGCUUAAGAAAAUAGAGAAGGCGACGCAGGUGAUGAUGGAUCGUUGGCAAAUCGAGGUUUUAGAUCAAAAGGAGGAGAAGAAGACGAACCAAGACAGUAUACCGUACAAUAUCAUUAAUAAUUAUUUUUCGGUGGGCGUCGACGCCGCCAUUUGCGUGAAAUUCCACAUGGAGAGAGAAAAAAAUCCCGAGAAGUUUAACAGCAGAAUGAAGAAUAAACUGUGGUACUUUGAGUAUGCAACCACGGAGCAGUUUGCUGCCAGUUGUAAAAAUCUUCACGAGGAUCUCGAAAUAAUUUGCGACGGUACACCUCUGGAUUUGGCGCACGGGCCAUCUCUGCAAGGAGUCGCACUGCUGAACAUUCCUUUCACUCACGGAGGCUCGAAUCUUUGGGGUGAGCAUCAUACGCGGCAUCGUCUCGGCAAACGAAAAAAGCGGCCCGACAAAGAGCUUAGUACCAGUAGCUUCAAUUCCGUGGAUCUCACAGCCGCGAUUCAGGACAUCGGGGACAAUCUCAUCGAAGUGAUUGGCUUGGAGAAUUGCCUGCACAUGGGACAGGUGAAGACCGGGCUUCGACAUUCCGGUAGAAGAUUGGCCCAAUGCAGCAGCGUCAUCAUCAUCACGAGCAAACGAUUCCCUAUGCAAAUCGACGGGGAGCCUUGGAUGCAAGGUCCUUGUACGAUUCGCAUCACGCAUAAGAAUCAAGUACCAAUGCUAAUGGCACCGCCGCCGGAUAAGAGCAAAGGCUUCUUCCGGUUCCUGAAGAGGUGAACACAGCAGCUUUACGCUUUUCCCCCGAAGGAGGAUGUGGAUAUUAUCGUGUGAACAAAUUCUACCCAGUCUCGUCAUCCGUCAUCCGGCACGUUUAUUCCUCUUUAUUGGCGGAAAUAUAUCGAUUCCAUCGUACGUAGUCGCAGCUUCGGUAUUCGUCUAAACGCGAAGAAUGCGAGAACGUGAGAAAAGCGCGCCUUCUAGGUAUUCUUCUGUACAGUAUUUUUCAAAGUAAGCGGAACUUCAUGUCCUAGCCUUAGAGAUACGCCAAGCGGUAGGCUCGACCGUCUUUAAGCCUCUUUACGCUAGAGAAAUUCUCGAUCGUUUUUCUACCUUCAACUGAUAAACUAAGAAUACCGAGCGGGAAUGUACCUAUAUCAAGUCUCGCCGUGCGAUAUGUCACGGCAACUCUGCCGCUUAAAUUGUAACGUAAUGCCUCUCAGUUGCGCCUCAGAGUCCAUAAGAUUUCAUUUGCGGAUUCACGAUUAAAGUCAUCCUCCGGAUGACUAGCUUCGGGGCGGGCUCGUUUGCGAAAAUGUCGUCUGUCCAAUCAUCAAGGAUAUCAAGCUAUUAUACUUCGCGCAGGCACCAAUCGCUCAGCGGAGAGCUUCCGUGUUCCGAGUUCUGAGUCUACCGCUUCUCGCACAUGUGCAGAUCGAUUAGCGCAUGUAUUUACACGGCAAAUAGGCAGCAUAUGCGACACACGGCGAGUCGUGUGCGGCGUCGUGCAAACGAGAGUGGAGUUGUAAUAACCGCUUCAAUAACUUAGCACGGAUGUGGAUGUGGAUGUGGAUGUGGUUCUUCCAAGAUCUAUCGCCGAACACUUAGCGAACUCCUUAGCGUAGAAACGCGUUGAGCAAACAGAUGGGACUGGACUGGUCGACACUUUCGCUUGUGAUACGUGAUAUAUUCCUAAUUCUGAUUCUCCUUUGCACGAAUCCGUCCGUUAAUCACGAGUCUCUUACAUACAUACUUUCCUCCAUUAACUCUAGAUUUUUUGUACCAAAGCUUAGUCGUAAACGCUUAGACAUAAAUUGUGACUCGUUUAUUUAUUAUUUAUUUAUUUAUCUUUUGUAUAUCUUUAUGAGUCGGAGCAAUAUAUCGUAAGCAUAUCAACGAGCGAGUACGAUUGCGUAUACAGCACGUUGUAAUACAUUUAAUUGUUAAAAUCACGAAUUAUAUCUGCAAUCAAUCAAUGACUAUUUUAUCCUACGCGGAUUAUAAUCGUCGAUAUAAAUAUAUGUAACUUGCGUCUUUACGACAUAAUUGUUACGUUUAUUAUUGUAAUUGUUACUUUUUACGUACAACAUGCGUAAUAAUCGUUAUUACGUAUCUCGACUAUCUCUGCAUUUCGUGCUCGCGGACAGAGUUGUUAUUAAAUUUCUUAUAAAUUCGUUAAUAUAUAUUCUCUUACGUGUAUAUAGAUAUAUAUAUAUGAGCGCUUGUAUUCUACACGCCGUAUUUUAUCGGUAGCCCUACGAUGAUUUGAUUAACGGGUGCUUCGAAACGCUUUCUCUCUUUCUGGCUGUCGUUACUCCGGUUGAAGCUUUGUAUUGCCAAUGACGAUCGAUUCUACAUAAUUUCUUAAGAUUUCCGUAAAUGCGUAAGAAAGGGCCAUAGCUAAUGUAGCCGUUAUAAGUGUAUCGUCUAUUUAUAAUCAUAUAAAUUCUAUUUCCAUUUACUUGUUCGACACGUUUCGUUAAUAUGAAACUUGAGGUAUCAAUUUUUUCAAUCUAAACGUAGCGAAACCGAAUACUUUAUGCUUUUGUAUAAUUAUAUAUAUAUAUAUAUGCAACCAAAGGAAUAAUAUAUACGAAUACAAUUUAAAAUCCCGCAGGGACCAUCUCGAUAUAAACGCAUGUAAUGAUAAAGAUGCUCUUUAAAUUUUCAUAUCUUCGUGCAGAUUGAGAUUUUAAUCGUUUGUAAUAAUAUCUGUCAUUUUCACAGCAUCCUCCAACGUCACUGUUUAGAUUUCAUUGCGUCUAAUGCGCGAAUCGAUAGGUCAAAUAGAUUCAGGAACAAUACGCGUCGCGCGAUUGAUUUCAAGACAAAGUACCAAACGGAAAAAUAGCACAGUCCAGAUUUACGAUUUACUUCAAAGUACAACGUUACCUCCGCAAGGUAGAUGGUUUAGCUUCUCUUCAUGCACCGAUCGUUUACCGAUCGUCAUUGUUUUUUUACCAAUUGCAAUUGCGUAUGACUUCCAUAACGAUUAACGCGGUCGAUAUAGUCACUAGAGAAAUCAAAGUACUACGCUUACAAAUAAAACUUGUAACCUCUUGACAAAGAGUCUUAAUUUUCGAGUCGUCACAGUCGUUUACUAGCGCUCGAGUUCUAGAGGAACGAGAAACGACGAGGGUGUGAAAAGUUGGACGCGUGGGCGGGCGUCUAUCCUUGUGAUCCUGCGUCCCUUCAAUCUGUGAAUACUAAAUGGCACAAUAACGACGAUAUCGUUUUUCUAUUGGAUUGGCGCAGUGUCUCAGUGUGCUUUGUCAUUGUAUAACAUUAUGUGAUGCGGAAAGACCCAAAAAAAUACUCGUCAUGCGGCAGUACGCAGACAGAAGGAAUAUGCGAGGCAAGCGAUGAGGACUUUUCGCACACUUUCAGCUUCGUGGUAACGUGCGAGCGUAACUGCGACGAUCACUGAUUUCCGAGAAAAAAAAAAAAA